Molecule: messenger RNA, 2099 nt
Organism: Asparagus officinalis (garden asparagus)
Lineage: Eukaryota; Viridiplantae; Streptophyta; Magnoliopsida; Asparagales; Asparagaceae
Product: glycerol-3-phosphate dehydrogenase SDP6, mitochondrial
Exons: 7
Coding region: 337-1740 (467 amino acids)
Biological process (GO): glycerol-3-phosphate metabolic process
Cellular component (GO): mitochondrion; glycerol-3-phosphate dehydrogenase (FAD) complex
Molecular function (GO): glycerol-3-phosphate dehydrogenase (quinone) activity
Source: RefSeq, a predicted model, not a curated record
GUUCGCCGCGGUGCCUACGAGAGACGUGCAGGAGUCGGCGCUGAUGGGGACGAGCCCUGUGAAUCCACUGGACGUGCUCGUGAUGCGUGGAGCACUGGAUGCGGCGUCGCGCUCGACGCGGCGACGAGAGGGCUGAGGGUUGGCCUUGUUGAGCGAGAGGAUUUCUCGUCGGGGACCUCCUCGAGGUCCACGAAGCUGAUCCAUGGAGGGGUCCGUUAUUUGGAAAAGGCAGUAUUCAAUCUAGAUUAUGGGCAGUUGAAACUUGUAUUCCAUGCACUUAAGGAGCGUAAACAGGUUAUUGAGAAUGCUCCGCACUUAUGCCAGGCUUUGCCUUGCAUGACACCAUGCUUUGAGUGGUUUGAAGUUCUUUAUUACUGGGCGGGCCUAAAAAUGUACGAUCUUGUUGCUGGUCGAAGAAUGCUGCAUUUAUCUAGAUACUAUUCUGCAGAUGAAUCGAUUGAACUUUUCCCUACUCUGGCGAGAAAAGGUCAUGACAGAAGUUUGAAAGGAACAGUGGUUUAUUAUGAUGGGCAGAUGAACGAUUCUCGGCUGAAUGUAGGAUUAGCUUGCACUGCUGCCUUAGUUGGUGCUGCGGUGCUUAACCAUGCAGAAGUUAUUUCCAUUAUAAAAGAUGAUGCUGGUGAUCGGAUAAUUGGUGCACGUAUCCGAGAUAAGAUAUCAGGCAAAGAGUUUGAUACAUUUGCAAGAGUUGUUGUAAAUGCGGCCGGGCCAUUUUGCGAUGCUGUACGAAAAAUGGCUGACAAAGAUGCUCCACCUAUGAUUUCUCCAAGUAGCGGUGUGCACAUUGUGCUUCCUGAUUAUUACUCCCCUGAGGGAAUGGGACUAAUUGUACCAAAAACAAAAGAUGGCCGUGUUGUAUUCAUGCUGCCCUGGUUAGGAAGAACAAUUGCAGGGACUACAGAUUCUAAUACUCCCAUUACUAUGCUUCCGGAACCACAUGAAGAUGAAAUACAAUUUAUAUUGGAUGCCAUCUGUGAUUACCUUAAUGUUCAGGUACGACGUGGAGAUGUACUUUCAGCUUGGAGUGGUAUCCGCCCUUUGGCAAUAGAUCCAUCAGCAAAGAACACUGAGAGUAUUUCUAGAGACCAUGUUGUGUGCGAAGAUUAUCCUGGUCUAGUAACAAUUACUGGUGGAAAAUGGACAACUUACAGAAGCAUGGCUGAAGAUGCGGUGAAUGCAGCUGUAAGGUCAGGAAAGUUGAAGCCGGCUAAUGGUUGUGUGACUAACAACCUGCAUAUUGUUGGGGGAAACGGUUGGGACCCUGCAUCCUUCACUGUACUCGCACAGCAAUAUGUACGCAUGAAGAAAUCAUAUGGUGGAAAAAUUAUUCCUGGAGUUAUGGACAGUUAUAUUUCUAAGCAUUUGUCACAUGCAUAUGGUACGAUGGCUGAAAGAGUGGCAACCAUAGCUCAGAAUGAGAACCUUGGGAAGCGGCUUGCUCAUGGAUACCCUUUUCUAGAGGCUGAGGUUGCAUACUGUGCUCGGAAUGAAUAUUGUGAAUCUGCUGUUGACUUUGUUGCCAGGAGAUGUAGGCUUGCUUUCCUGGACACUGAUGCCGCUGGCAGAGCAUUGCCACGAAUUAUUGAGAUACUGGCUUCUGAGCACAAGUGGGAUAAGGCGAGGAAAAAACUUGAGUUCCAAAAGGCCAAACAAUUUUUAGAAACCUUCAAAUCAUCUAAAAAUGCACAGUUUCACGAUGGAAAACAUACAGGGUCAUGAGUCGAAUAAUACUUGAUUUUUACGGUGGUAACCUAGUAUGGGCCCAUGGAUAGACUUCUCCGACAAAUUGGUGGAGGAACAGUUUAAUUCUUUUGCUGCUGUGGAAACUUAAUUUCUUUUUUUAUUUUAUUUAAAUUUAAACUUAUCAUUCUGGAUGUUAAAUGGUGGUUGAUGUAACUACCUCAAAAUAGAAAAAGGAAACACCAUGAACCCCCAAUAAUUUUUUGGCAGCCGUAUAGUACCAUGGAGCUCUUUACCAGUGUAACCACCAAAUAAAUUUUCUGCUUUGAUGUGUUACAAAUUCGUCACUGUUGAUACUUUUCAGUAUUUGAGAUGAGAGAUGACAAACCUCUUGCGCC